UGUUCUCAUGUCAAAGAUGAACUCUCCCAAAAUGUAUGCAUUGCAUGGGAACGUCUGCACAUUAACAUGUUGACAGUCCGAGUGACCCAGGUCAAGCUUCCGGCGAAGGGCAAACAUUUCCAAUAGAGGCAACACAGUUAGGAGUCAAACCGUGAGUCCAGUUACUGCUAAUUGCCACGCCUCCAUCAGUAAGUUUAGUCACAUUCUACGAGCAACAGUACCUGUGAGGAAAUGAGAGGAAUUGUAGGUCUGCUUCUUCAGUUGAUCCUUUUAACUCAGAAAUAUGUAGAUUCAGGCAAAAUACUCGUCCUAUCUGUGCAGUUCGGGAGUCACCUGAACGAAUUUGCUGCCGUGAGUGAGGCCUUGCUGAAGAUGGGACAUACGGUCCAUGUGGUGAUGGACGAGAACCGUCCAAAUCCCUCUCAAUUCAAGGGCAUGAACGUGGAGUUCAUUCACUACCGAUCGCCAGAUAAGGAACUGGCAUCGCAGGAUGUUUUCGAUGCGCAGAUGGCCGAUGCAUUCCUGACAAAAAGAAGUGGAAUGUGGACUGUCCUGACGACAAUUAUUCAGCCAAGAUUCACGUAUGAUUGCAAAAUGGCGCUCAACGAUGCCAAAAUGGUCGAAAGACUGAAGCAUGAGCAAUACGAACUCGUGUUGGCCGACAUUGCCUUACCCUGUUACCAUCUGCUGGCCCAUAAGCUAGGCGUCCCAACCGUAACUCUCAGUACCACUCAACUAUCCUGGUAUGUCAAAACCCAUCCACUCGUCAGUCCAUUCGCUCCAUGUCUUGUAAAUAAAGAUACCAACACAUUCUUCAAGAGAUUGAAAACCUUUUUUGAAGUGCUGAUUUACGAACGGGUUAUUACAAACCUGUUUGCCGAUACCUCGUCAUUUGUGGACUAUACUCCAAAGAAACCUUAUGCAUCCUUGGGAGACUUGGUCAUGCAGUCAAAAUUGUUCCUCUACAACCGAAACGGUGUGAUCGACUGUCCAACACCAGGUAUGCCAAACCUUAUUAAGGUUGGAGGAUUAACCGCAAGACCCGCGCAGCCUUUGCAAGCAGAUUACCAAACAUUUGUAGAGGAAGCAAAGCAUGGCGUUAUAAUCGUCUCCUUUGGGUCCAGUGUACCAUUCCUUCCAAAGGACAUGUUUCUAAAAUUCAUAGAAGUGUUUAAUCAAAUUGAACAGCGCAUUAUUUGGAAGACUACAAAGACAUAUGAUGAGCAGAUUCCGAAAAAUGUGAAAAUUGUCAAAUGGUUGCCGCAGAAUGACCUAAUGGCACACCCAAGCAUCAAGUUGUUCAUAACCCACUGUGGAAACAACGGCCAACUGGAGGCCUUGUUCCAUGGUGUCCCGAUGCUGGGGUUCCCUAUCUACGGUGACCAACCAUACAAUACAGAGCGAAUGGUCUAUAAGGGUUAUGGUCUUGGCAUGGAUAUCCAUUCAUUCACGACGAAAGAGCUCACAAACAACAUCAAGGAAAUAAUCACCAAUACAAAGUACACCGAAGCCAUUAAAAAGGCUUCGAAGAUUCAGAGGACUCUUCCGGAUCCACGUGACACCAGUGCAUUCUGGAUAGACCACGUGAUCACUCAUGGCGCCGAUCACUUGACAACAACGCUCAGUAGUUUGACAUUUGUUCAGUACUUCAUGCUCGAUGUUCUUCUCUUUCUUGUUGUGGCCCCUCUCAUAUUGAUAAUGGCAGUAGUGUGUACUUUCUGUUGUGUGAAGAGAAUGAUGGACGGCAACACUAAGACAAAAGAUCAGCCUCGGAUUCGUAGGAAAAAGAAAAAAACUGAAUGAUGUCAACCAUUGACACUAAUUAAUUUCAUUUUGCAGCUUAUCGACAAAUACAUCAGACAGUGCUGAAAAUAAAUGCUCAUAAAUUAACUAUAGAUAAACUACAUGUGUAUAUUAUGCGCAUGUAUUACAUUAAAAAAGGUAAAGCUAUAUACAGCUUAUGCUACUUCACCACGUAGUCCCAUCGUACCUUUAUUACUAGGCCUUGGUUGAACACGUCACAUUAGCAGAGCAUGAGAGUCUCCCACACCGCACAAACUUCAGCCAGAGAUGAAAUUUCUGAGGGGUUUGUUAGCAGGACCUACGAAGCGAACAACCCCCAGUUUCCUCACGAUUAUCUGUAUUGG
Messenger RNA from Lineus longissimus, 2147 nucleotides. RefSeq names its product UDP-glucuronosyltransferase 1A8-like. Lineage: Eukaryota; Metazoa; Nemertea; Pilidiophora; Heteronemertea; Lineidae. The transcript has a single exon. Bases 232 to 1803 code for a protein of 523 amino acids. The record is from RefSeq and is a predicted model, not a curated record. Gene Ontology annotation, molecular function: UDP-glycosyltransferase activity.